Molecule: messenger RNA, 981 nt
Organism: Camponotus floridanus (Florida carpenter ant)
Lineage: Eukaryota; Metazoa; Arthropoda; Insecta; Hymenoptera; Formicidae
Gene: veli
Product: protein lin-7 homolog C
Exons: 5
Coding region: 201-797 (198 amino acids)
Biological process (GO): maintenance of epithelial cell apical/basal polarity; neurotransmitter secretion; protein localization to basolateral plasma membrane
Cellular component (GO): synapse; cell-cell junction; basolateral plasma membrane
Molecular function (GO): protein binding
Source: RefSeq, a predicted model, not a curated record
CCUUUAAAUUUGAUUCGAGUGAGUGAAAACAAACAUUGAUCCAUCCUCGACCAUUUUCGAUCAAAAGUAUUCGACGCUACUCGAAUUUAAUUUUGCAGUCACAAAUAAAUACGUUGUGCUGGAAUAUUUUUGCUUGGCACAUAUAUACGCGUCGAGGUGUAAUUGGAAAAAAAAUUACAGAUUUUGUGUAAUCAAAAAGUAUGGCAACCAUGGGCGAGCCUCUUACGUUAGCGAGAGACGUCAAGAGAUCUAUAGAAUUAUUAGAUAAAUUACAAAAAGGAGGUGAAGUUCCUACGACAAAAUUGGCAGCAUUACAGAAAGUAUUACAAAGUGAUUUCCUUAGUGCAGUGCGAGAAGUAUACGAGCAUGUAUACGAAACUGUUGAUAUUCAGGGUUCACAAGAUGUACGUGCAUCCGCAACAGCAAAAGCAACAGUUGCUGCCUUUGCAGCCAGUGAGGGUCAUGCACAUCCACGUGUAGUGGAAUUACCGAAAACGGAAGAAGGACUUGGUUUUAACGUUAUGGGAGGUAAAGAACAAAAUUCGCCGAUUUAUAUAUCUCGCAUUAUCCCUGGUGGUGUCGCCGAUAGACAUGGUGGUUUAAAACGCGGAGAUCAACUUUUAUCAGUUAAUGGAGUGUGCGUUGAAGGGGAAAAUCAUGAAAAGGCGGUUGAAUUAUUAAAGCAAGCACAAAAUUCUGUAAAAUUAGUAGUGCGAUAUACUCCACGUGUUUUAGAAGAAAUGGAAUUACGUUUCGAUAAACAGAGAGCUGCUCGUAGACGUCAACACAUGCAAUAAAUAUUAUAUUUAAAAAAUAUACAAAAUAUUUAAUUAUGAUCGUUAAAGGAAUGCAAAUUAUCAAUUAUGGUAUCCAUAUACUUUAACUACUUAUGCUCAUAAUCAUAGUUUAGUUGGCUUACAGCAUUCUGGCAAUUGUAUUUAUAUUCCUAUUCAUCAAUAAAUGUUAUCUAUUAUCUAUGUA